UUCAUGUCGUGCAUAAUGAUGAAGUUCUUUAUUCUCUUCUGUUUCCUGCUCGGGGCGGCUUCUGCCCAGCGUGUCACUUUCAAGAAUUGCGAGUCUGACAAGUCGGGCUAUGGGACAGUCAAUGUUAUUGACAUCAAGGACCCGAUUCUCUUCCCUUCAAAUGUCUCUGCGGAUAUCGAUAUUGAAGUCACGAAAGCUUUCCCGGAAGGCGCCACGGUUCAGCUGACAGUUUAUCGAGUCUUCAGACUGUUCGGAAAAGAUCGACACAUCAAGAUUCCGUGCGUCAUGAAGGCUGGCUCUUGCGAAUACGAUGUCUGCAAACUUCUCCUGAAAUCGUCGAAACCUGGGGCGACCUUUGAUUUGUGCACGGUUUGGCCCGAGGGUAAACCCUGCGUCUGUCCCAUCCCAGAGACGAAUCUGAGGAAGGAGAACGCCAGUCUCAGCUUCCCGACUCUGCCCGGACUUGCGAAAUUCUUAGUCAGUGGAAACUACGCGGUCAAUGCCAAAUUCAUCGACCCCUCGGACAAGCAAUCGUUCUUCUGUCUUGACAUCAAGGCCACUCUCGGUUGAUCGUCACUUGUGACAACGGAUAUCAGCGCAUCCUCCCAACGUAUUUCUAUGCAGUUGGACGGACAAUGAAAUAAAACUUUCCAAAAAC
Molecule: messenger RNA, 658 nt
Organism: Galendromus occidentalis (western predatory mite)
Lineage: Eukaryota; Metazoa; Arthropoda; Arachnida; Mesostigmata; Phytoseiidae
Product: ganglioside GM2 activator
Exons: 4
Coding region: 4-570 (188 amino acids)
Biological process (GO): lipid transport; ganglioside catabolic process
Cellular component (GO): cytoplasmic side of plasma membrane
Molecular function (GO): enzyme activator activity; lipid carrier activity
Source: RefSeq, a predicted model, not a curated record